This is a messenger RNA of Cuscuta europaea, 1108 nucleotides long. NCBI's taxonomy places the organism in Eukaryota, Viridiplantae, Streptophyta, Magnoliopsida, Solanales, Convolvulaceae. The record is from the annotation of a GenBank genome assembly.
AGCUGAACUGCGAAGAAAAUAGAACGAACGAAGGCUGCGGAACACCGAAGGAAAUACAGAACGAACAAAGAGAAAGCUGAAGCCUCAAAGCGCCGACGAAUCGACGACCGCCGCCAGCCACCGCCAGGCUCCAUCCUGCCACCACGCAGAGACACGCCGCCUCCAUCUUCCAGGACUACGACCGCACCGUCCAUCCGCAGUCCGCACGACGCCCUGCCUUACCAGUCCGGCAGUCCACUGACCACGUUAGGCCGCUACCCGCACUUGUAGACUUCGUUUUCACUUCCUUGGUCAUAUAACCUAUUUUUGCAACUAUGCUUGCGGCUAGACUCUUUGGGAGGACAUUCUUAGCUGCUGCCAAAUGCGAGUCUACUGGGGCUGCUGGUACUUCAGCUAGAAGAGCAAUACAUAACCCUCUUGAGCAGUUCUUUGAAGCUGAUAGAAGUGUGGAGGAUGAUAAACCUGUUGUGUAUGGUCGGAGCUGGAAGGCACCUGAGCUUCGUCUCAAGUCCUGGGAUGAUCUUCACAAACUAUGGUAUGUACUUCUCAAGGAGAAGAAUAUGUUGAUGACUCAACGUCAAAUGCUUUAUGCUCAAAACUUGAGAUUUCCAAAUCCAGAACGUAUCUCCAAGGUAAGAAAGUCUAUGUGCCGAAUCAAACAUGUGCUCACAGAGAGAGCAAUUGAUGAGCCAGAUCCUAGGAGGUGUAGUGAGAUGAAAAGAAUGAUAAAUGCCCUGUGAGAAGAAUGAACGAGAGAUGCUGUCAGUUGAUCCAAUGGCAGAUGGACAGGUAGUUUACAGAGUCAUAUACCCUUCUGUUUCAAGAAUUUUGUACUGCCCAGAUGAUUUAUUGGACACGUGGACUUGCUCUUUUAAACACAUUCUUUGCUUGCUCAUGUAUACGAAAAUGGAUGAUAUGUUUGAAUCAUGCAAGUUUUUUAUUUGCCUGAUGUCAUACAUCUCCUUUGGUGGGCGGAACAAAAGAGGCACAGUUUUUAGACACAUUAUUUGCUUUCCCAUGUAUUGUGAAAAUGGAUGAUUUGUUUGAAUGGUGUAAUUUUUUUAUUGAAGAAAUUGCUCAUUGGGGACUAAAAAAUACUACACAUUAU